GUGCCAUGUCCGCGCCCAGGACUCGAACCAAUGAAACACUGGGCCGCCUGCAGCGGAGCGCGUGAACUCAACCACUCGGCCAUGGGGCCGGCCCCCAUAAUAAUUAAUUUAACCCUCUCAGCAACUCCGAGUUAGGUACAUUCUCUACAUUACAGGUGAGGAAAGGAGGUCCAGAGAGGUUAAGUAACUUAUCCAAGGUCACACAGGAAGUGCAAAACUGGGAUUUGAACAAGGUUUUGGUGGAUCACCUUGUCCCACGGAGGCUCAGAAACAUCCGCUGUCCAGCUCUUUCUCGGCCUCCCAGCCUUCCUGCCUCCUCCGUGCGCUCACUGUUGACCUUGCUGCUGAAGUCAGCGGCUGGGUGGGGAGGCAGUUGCUUCUCCCCUUCUCGAGGGUGGUCCUUGUGGGAUCUGGCUUUUGCUCUUCACCACUUCUCCUUCCAAAUUCCUCUAGAAAAAGAACCCAGGCCCUGUUCAGUUCAAGACCUUAAGAAAAAAAUGUGCGUGCUACAAAAUUGACAAAGUACGAAAGAGCGGAGAGUGGAGAGUCAGCAUUUCUCUCGCACGCAGGCUGUGGUCACUGAGGUCUCCUUCCAGCCGUGGAGCAGCACUGUAUGUGUGUGUGUGUGUGUGUGUGUGUGUGUGUGUUUCACUUUUUCCUUUCCCUCUACACAAGUGGUACCUAGUAUGGUGAGGUGCUCAGUUACAGACUCUGGAGGCAAAGUUCCUGCUGUAAAUCUCAACUCUGUGCCUCCCCAGCUCUGUGGCUCUGGGCAAGUGGGUUCACCUCCCUGGGCCUCAGUUUGCUCAUCCGUGAAAUGGGAUGAUAACAGCAGCUACCUCGUGGGCUUGUUAGAGAAUUAAGCAACUUAAUAUCUGGAAAGCUCUUCGAACACUGUCUGGGCCCCAAUAAACUGGUAGCUAAUGACUAUUAUUCUCUUGUCUGCACCUUGCUUUAUUGUAUGUUAUAUGUAAAUAUAUAAUGUUUCUAUCCUUUUCCCAAUACUAUUCUCAGUUUUGCACCUUGCGUUUCUCACCAAGCCCGUGUAGUCCAGAGAUUGUUCCAGAGACACACAGGUCUCAGAUCCUUUUUGACGUCUGCAGAGCCUCCUCUAGGACCCGCGUGCCAUAAACUAUUUCCAUGUCUGGUUAAUGGACAUACGUGGUUGCCAGUCUUCCGCUGCCAUAAAUGAUGCUGCAAAGCGUACCUUGGGCCGUCAAGAUGGAACGAAGCCUCCUGUCCCUGGAGGGGCUGUAUUGCUGAGCGCGGGGUGCCAGGAGGAGACCCCAGGCUCUCUGACUCUGUGCAACGGCAAGGGCUCAGGAGUAAAACUUUCGAUGGAAAAGCCUGAUUGCGAAGAAGGACGGCCGCGCAUAACCAAUGGAAACUCCUCGAAGGCCCUCCGCGCGUACACGCCGCCUCCAGCGCCCCCUGCCGGCCGGGCCACGCGCCCGCCGCGGGCGCCCCGAGGGAUACGCGUUGCCAUGGAGACGGGCGCGGAGCGACCUCGUGGAGGGUCGAGCCGCGUUGCGCGCUGCCCCGCGAUGUUCCCUACUGGGCCUGCGUGGCCGCGACUCCGAGUCCUGCGGGCGCUGUGGGCACUGCUGGCGGUGCUGUGGGCGCCGUGGAGGCUGUUGGCGAUGCACGAGAUCCACACGUGCAACUGGCAGGUUGUCCUAAACCAGUUCACGACGGUCGGCAAGGAGGGCGAGAGCGACCGCUUCUCCGAUCAAGAGCCCCUGGACACAGUGGACAGCAUGUUCAGCCAGCUGGUGGACGCGCCCAUCAACCGGGACGAGAAAUACCUGGGCUUCCCUUACUACCUGAAGAUAAACUACACCUGCAAGGGCAAGUCCUCCGAGGCCCUGGUGCGCAAGGGCCACCUGACGGGGCUGAAGCCCGUGGUGCUGGUCACCUUCCAGUCCCCAGUCAACUUCCAUCACUGGAAGAUAGAGCAGCUGCAGAUCCAGAUGGAGGCGGCUCCUUUCCCCAACAAAGGGGGCUGCGCCACGGAGGAGGUGUGCGCCAUGAGCUGGUACACGCCCAUGCCCGUCAAGAACGGCAGCGUGCUCAUGCGCGUGGACGUCAGCAGCAACGGCCUGGGGCCCUUCGUUCCCAAGCAAAGGUUCCAGGUGAACAUCAACGGCUUCCUGCAGAGGCAGCAAGGCGACACCCCCCAGUUCACUGUGGGAAAUGAGCUCUUCCAUCUGAUCCCGCGGUACUUUGUGAACGUGCCGUCGAGGCCCUUGUGGUACACGGUGGACCAGUCGCCCGUGCUCAUCCUGGGCGGCAUUCCCGAGGAGAAGUCCAUCCUCCUGACCGACACCAGCUUCAAGGACUUCUUUCUGGUGGAGUUGAGCAUCGACAGUUGCUGGGUAGGCUCCUUCUACUGCCCCCACCCCAACUUCACCGCCACCAUCUACGACGCCAUCGCCACUGAGAGCAUCCUCUUCAUCCGGCAGAACCAGCUCGUCUAUUAUUUCACGGGCACCUAUAUCACACUCCACGAGAGCAACCGUGGCAGCGGGAGCUGGGUUCGUGUCCUGGCCAAGGAGUGCAUCAAGAAACUAUGCCCUGUGCAUUUCCAUAGCAACGGCUCCGAGUACAUAAUGGCCCUCACCACUGGCAAGAACGAAGGUUAUGUCCACUUUGGGACCAUCACAGAUGGCCGCGUGUCCUUCGAGUUGCUGCCCAGGAAGCAGUCCGUGUGCCAAGGGAUACAAGUUGUCAACUGCUCCAUAACCUGGGCCAUAUACAUGGAGGACCACCACCGCCUGCUGCUGCUGGUGGAGAUCGAAGACCCUGCCGCCGGGAAGCGUUUCCAGGUGGUCAGCUACGACCUGGUCAGUGAUUACCUGGCCAUCCUCUACACCAUCCCGGAAUUCAUCCCUGACGCCCGAGGCCUGGAGUUCCUGAUGAUCCUAGGAACAGAGUCUUACACCAACUUCCCUAUGGUGCCCAAGGGCAUGUCCUACAACCCAUACAACCACAUGCUGUUCAUCUGGGGCAACUUCCUCCUGCAGAGCUAUGACAACGAAAACUUCAUCUACCUGCUGGACUUCCCCAAGGAGCUGUCUAUCAAGUACCUGGUCAACUCCUUCCGAGGGGAGAUGGCGAUUGUCACCGAGACCGAGGAGAUCUGGUACCUCCUGGAAGGCAGCCACCGGGUGUACAAGCUGUUCCCGUCCGAGGGCUGGGAGGUGUACGUCAGCCUGCAGCGGAUGCAUCAGUCCUCUCUCCACGCCCCCAAUGAGACCAUGGUCACUCUCUUCUACGAAGACAGCAAACUGUACCAGCUGGUGUACCUUAUAAACGACCAGCAGGGCCGGCUCGUCAAGAGGCUGGUGCCCGUGGAGCAGCUUCUGAUGUACCAGCAGCUGGGCAACCGCUACAUCUUGGAGCGGCAGGGGGGCCACCUGACGCUCUCCUUCAGCAACCUCUGCCCCUUCACGGUGAUGCGCCUGCGGGACCUGCCCAACCCGCAGAUCUACACGCGCCAGGAGCGCUACCGCGCGCGGCCGCCGCGCGUGCUGGAGGCCUCGGGCUUCCACACCAGGAACUCGCUCGCCGUCUAUCAGGGCCUCGUCUACUACCUGCUCUGGCUGCACUCCAAGUACUACAAGCCAUAUGCGGACCCGGUGCACGACCCGACCUGGCGCUGGUGGAAGAACAAGAAACAGGACCACCAUUACUACUUCUACCUGGCGAGCAACUGGCAGAGCGCGGGUAACGUGCACAUUGACAUGGCCAGCUACGAAAAGAUCUACGACCUCAAGGCCGAGCACGAGCUGCCCGAGCGCAUCUUCCUGGACAAGGGCGCCAGCUACCGCUUCUCCAUCUUCCUGAGCGUCCGCGGGCACUCGUUCAAGUCGGAGGCCCAGAGCGGCUUCUCCUUCUACCUGAGGAGCCGGUUGGAUCUGGGCCUGGUGCUGGCCCACCCGCACUGCAUUGAGGCCGUGGUCUGGCAGGAGCUCCUCAUCAAUCGCAACUCGGUGCUUUUCUGGGUUACCCUCAGUGAUAAGAAGGCUUGCUUUGACCAGGGCAUUAGUGGACACCAUCUCAUGAAGACCUCCAUGCUCAUUAAGGUGGUGGGCUCGGCCGGACACUGCUUCCAGAACACGUACCAGGGGCCGCGCAUGCAAGGUAACCUGAUGGUGCCAAUGUUCAUCGGCUGCCCCCCGGGCAAGCGCCUGGCCUUCGACAUCACCUACACGCUGCAGUACAACCGCCAGCAGAACAAACACUACUUCGACUGCGUGCACGUGGACCGCGAGAUGCCCUGCUUCCUCUUCCGCGAUAUCUUCUACCCCUUCUUCUUGAUCCAAGAUUUGGUGACGGGAGAUUCUGGCAGUUUUCAGGGCAGCUACGUGCUGAAGGUGGUGGGCGGCGGGCCCACCCUGGACACCAUCAAGGAAUACAGCGAGGAGGACAUCUACCGUUACAACAGCCCCCUAGACAAGACCGACAGCCUCAUCUGGACCACGAGGAACGCAACGACCACCGAGGACCCGGCCUUCAACAUCUUGUCCCACCAGAGCUUGGGCAUCGAGUGGCUGUGUCUGGAGAACUCCCCAUGCCAUGACACCAUUCCCCAUAGCAUCUUCGCCCCCGAAUUCUUCUUCAAGGUGUUGGUGAGCAAUAGAGGUGUGGACAAGAGCACAUACUGUGACUACCAGCUCACCUUCCUGUUGCACAUCCACGGCCUCCCACUCAGUGCCACGCGGGCGCUCUUCAUCCUCGUGGUGUCGGCCAGCAUCUUUUUGGGCCUGGUGGUCCUCUACUUAAUCUUCUGCCUCCUGCUGCCUGUUAUGAUGAAGGCCUGCAACAUCCUCCGCUGGAAGAUCAACAACCUCAUCGCCUCAGAGUCCUACUACUCCUCCACCUCCUCUUCCAUGAUCUUCAGCAGCGCCUCUCGGACCAGAUCCAGGAUCGGCUCGAGGAUCAGCUCCAGGAUCAUCUCCAAGAUGGCCGAGGAGAAAACGGCCAAACCCGAGUAGACCUUGUAGAAGAAGUCGCCGGCCUGAGCCCCUUGGCUGCCCCGACCCUGCCCCCCCCCCUCAGCCCUCACAUCCUGGGCCAGCUUGGAAAUGCAGCCUGUCACCCGUCCCAGGCCUUUCUUUCUGUUUUGCUUGAAUUUUCAUUUCUCAUUCAGACCCUAAUAAAGCCUCAUUUCAGGACCAUC
Messenger RNA from Equus caballus (horse), 5182 nucleotides. RefSeq names its product cation channel sperm associated auxiliary subunit gamma (gene CATSPERG). The record is from RefSeq and is a predicted model, not a curated record. NCBI's taxonomy places the organism in Eukaryota, Metazoa, Chordata, Mammalia, Perissodactyla, Equidae. Gene Ontology annotation, cellular component: CatSper complex; motile cilium; sperm principal piece.